CCACUUCCAACAUGCUUCGAAGUAUUUGAACCCCCCCUUCUUGUCAUUAUCGUGACGCGCCACAAGGCGAGAGGUACCCAAGUUUGCUGGUUAGCAAGGCGCUUAAGAGAAAUACUGAGAUCACCCAAGAGCUUAGCUGAGCUGAGCAGGAGGAGGGGAGCGUGGGUGGGCGAGCCCGGACUACCUACCUACCUACCUACCUACCACAUACUUGACGCGGUUCGAUGAGGUGUUGUUGGCGUCAUGAUACUGAGGCGCCCAGCUAGCUGCCCCUCAUCGCGUGCCAGUACCCGCACCGGGUCGCGAAAGCACCUGACUUGUACCUCCGUACCCGCCCACAGCGGCCUCUUUUAGUUAGGUACCAAAGUACCGUGCGAAGAAUCGAGUGGCGCCCCACCCCCUUCGGGCUUGCUACCCCGCCAUGGCUUUUACAUCAUCAGGGGCUACGUACCUCCCGCAUUCCUUAGGUACUUCCAACAGGCUCUCCUUUCGCGGCAAUUUUGGCCGGGGCAACUGUCCGCUUCAGGGCUCCCUCCACAGAGACUGUAAAGGUGGUCAUGGUCGGCGAGAGCUGCGGCUUCCGGCCAUGCUACUGCUCGGGGUUCCCUGCGCGUUGAGUGACGGUGGGACUCUAUUUCGUCCAUCAUGGUGAUAACUAGACCUUACUUCCAUAUGAGAGAGAGAGAGAGAGAAACACAUGUCUGCUUUUGACUCUAUGGUUACUUUCUUUACUCCCCUAUUUUCCCUCAAUCAAAAAAGCAUACCAAACACUGGUUCUUCUAGCACGUCAAUCGGAGAUCAAUCGUACCUUUUGUAGGCCAGAAUCAACAUCUUACCCACUACGAUGCCUCACUUUGAUGAAAGCAAAGCAUAUGCCGUCCAGGAGGACGUCUUUUUCGACGACGGCCGCGAGAUCGAACUCCUGCACUUUGUGUACAGCCAGCCCGACCUCGACGAGAUCCGGGGCUCCCCCGAUCGUGUCCUCAAGGCCGUCGACGACUUUGGCCGCACCAAGAAGUAUCUCAUGAAUGUCGGUGAGGACAAGGGCAAAAUCGUGACGGAUUUGAUCACCGAGGUCAAGCCCAAGGUCAUGGUCGAACUAGGAGGCUACGUGGGCUAUUCUUGCAUCCUCUUCGGCGCCGCCGCCCGUGCCGCCACCCCGGACGCAAGAUACUACUCCCUCGAGCGGAAUCCCGAGUUCGCCGCCGUCAUCGGCUCUCUUGUCGACCUCGCCGGCCUCGCCGACACCGUAAAAGUCGUUGUCGGCCCCAGCGACGCCUCUAUAGCGCGUCUGCACGCUGCGGGCUCGGUCCCCAGAAUCGACCUGAUGUUUUUGGACCACUACAAGCCCGCUUACACCACCGAUCUGAAGCUCUGCGAGCAGCUCGGCCUUAUCGGCCCCGGGUCCGUCCUCGCUGCCGACAACGUCAUCAAGCCGGGUAACCCCCCGUACCUCGAAUACGUCCGCAGCUCGGUCGCGCAGAAGCGUGCAGCCGCCCGGGACGUUGGGAAGGCGAGAGUGGAGAGCGGGUGGCACGACGAUCGGACGGCGAAGCAGUACGAGAAGCGCGAGGGCGAAGAGAGGCUGGACCUGUCGCGCAUCGGGAACCCGAAUCUCAACUACGAGAGUCAGUUGGUCCAUAGCUUUGAGCCGACUGGCGUGCCUGAUGGCGUUGAAAUCACGAGAUGUGUCGGGGAGGCGAAGGAAUGAAAUGCGAACAUGAACUGGAAUGAUGAACAACCUAUUUUCAACAAGUCAACUUCGCUACAGCACAAGCAUAUUGCAAUGCAAAUUCAAGAGUGCUUUGUGAAAAAUCGCGACGAAAUGUAGAUCAUGGCAUGUGACGCAACAGGAACAAUUGUGUAUUGAACAACUGUCGUGUGUAGAUUGUUAGCCACCAUUCUAGCGCUUCGUUAGUACUCCUUUGGUCUCAGAAAACUGCUCCUUUAACGGCGUAUUUCAUAAAACAAAAAAAUCCCCCCAAAUGCUUGUUUGUCCCAAGUGCCCCGACAACGCCAAAUUCAAACAAUCUUGCGAGACGUAAAC
Colletotrichum destructivum is the source of this 2047-nucleotide messenger RNA. Its product is annotated as Putative class I-like SAM-dependent O-methyltransferase. The record is from RefSeq and is a predicted model, not a curated record. NCBI's taxonomy places the organism in Eukaryota, Fungi, Ascomycota, Sordariomycetes, Glomerellales, Glomerellaceae. Bases 845 to 1711 code for a protein of 288 amino acids. Gene Ontology annotation, molecular function: O-methyltransferase activity. The transcript is spliced from 3 exons.